Molecule: messenger RNA, 1055 nt
Organism: Frankliniella occidentalis (western flower thrips)
Lineage: Eukaryota; Metazoa; Arthropoda; Insecta; Thysanoptera; Thripidae
Product: oocyte zinc finger protein XlCOF6-like
Exons: 1
Coding region: 71-880 (269 amino acids)
Biological process (GO): regulation of transcription by RNA polymerase II
Cellular component (GO): nucleus
Molecular function (GO): RNA polymerase II cis-regulatory region sequence-specific DNA binding; DNA-binding transcription factor activity, RNA polymerase II-specific
Source: RefSeq, a predicted model, not a curated record
UGGGGAAAAGCCUUUUGAAUGUACAGUGUGCCACAAGACGUUUUCACUCCGUGGAAACCUGCACUCUCAUAUGCGAACCCACACUGGGGAAAAGCCUUUUGAAUGUACAGUGUGCCACAAGACGUUUUCAGAAAGUGGAUCCCUGCGCAAACAUCUGCUUACCCACACUGGAGAAAAGCCUUUUGAGUGUUCAGCGUGUUGCAAGACGUUUUCACGAAAUGGAGACCUGCGGAAACAUAUGCGAACCCACACUGGAGAAAAGCCUUUUGAAUGUACAGUGUGCCACAAGACGUUUUCAAUAAGCACAAAUCUUCGAGCUCAUCUUCGAACUCACACUGGAGAAAAGCCUUUUGAGUGUACGGUGUGCCACAAGACAUUUUCAAAAAGUGGACACCUGCGCACACAUUUGCGAACCCACACUGGAGAAAAACCUUUUGAAUGUACAGUGUGCCACAAGACAUUUUCAGAAAGUGGAAACCUGCGCAAACAUCUGCUUACCCACACUGGAGAAAAGCCUUUUGAGUGUACUGUGUGUCACAUGACGUUUGCAGAAAGUGGACACCUGCGGAGACAUAUGCUAACCCACACUGGAGAAAAGCCUUUUGAGUGUACAGUGUGCAACAAGACAUUUUCAGUAAGUGGAUCCCUGCGCAAACAUCUGCUUACCCACACUGGAGAAAAGCCUUUUAAGUGUUCAGCGUGUUGCAAGACGUUUUCACGAAAUGGAGACCUGCGGAAACAUCUACGAACCCACACUGGAGAAAAGCCUUUUGAGUGUACAGUCUGCCAAAAGAAAUUUUCUCAAAGUUCUAAUUUGCGCUCACAUUUGCAAACACACUUAAAAGACAACUCUUUUCUAUCAAACCCUUGUACUUUCUAAUGUGUGUUUGCCAUUUUGCUCAAUGUCGCGCCAGUUCUUUUUCCUCUACCUGACAAUACGGAAAUUUAUUUUUGACAUGUGUCAGGCGACUCAUCAUUCAGGUAUAAUUUUGUGUGUAAUAGACUAGAUGUACAUUCCUUUGAUUUAUAAUCUGAAUUUUUCCAAGCUUUUUCAA